Bemisia tabaci is the source of this 4859-nucleotide messenger RNA. Its product is annotated as facilitated trehalose transporter Tret1. Gene Ontology annotation, biological process: transmembrane transport. Gene Ontology annotation, molecular function: transmembrane transporter activity. The record is from RefSeq and is a predicted model, not a curated record. Gene Ontology annotation, cellular component: membrane. Lineage: Eukaryota; Metazoa; Arthropoda; Insecta; Hemiptera; Aleyrodidae.
AGGGAUACUUGACUCGAGUAAUUGGUCGCGAAUCACGCGAUUUGAUGUAGUGAGAAGGGCCUCGCGAGGCUUUCUGACUGUUUCACGAGGUGCGUGCCUUAUGGGUGCCACUGAGUUGCCGGCCGGCUUCGUUGUGCGAGGAGCGUCUCGGUGUUAUUUUUGAGAGAUCCACGAUUUAUUCUGGCUGUCUCGGCGAGGAUGGAAAAAGAAGAGGAGGAUGAAGAGGUCAGCUGGAGCUGCUGGCUCAAAACGGUAUGAUGUUGUGCGGUUACGGAGCAAUGAUGGUGUUCAUCUUCAACGGAACGACUGAGGGACAAUCAGCUGUGCUCCUGCCCCAACUCAAGCAAAAAGACAGUUUGAUUCCCGUAACGGCCGAGGAGGAAACGUGGAUUGCAAGUCUGGGCAUUCUGUUAUCUCCAGUGUCAUCUUUACUCAUCGGAACAAUCGUUGAUGUGUUCGGACGAAAAUUAGGACUGUUGAGUUUCCACAUCUGCAUGGGUCUGGGUUUUGGCAUCAUCGCUUUUGCCACCGAAGUCUGGCACAUUUAUGCGGGACGUUGCAUAUGCGGAUUUGCUCUGGGUUUGGAGGUGGUAGCGGUGGUCUACCUAGCGGAGACCUGCACGAAGAAGCAACGGAGCGUUCUCCUCGCCUUCAUUUCAGCUGCCUUCGUCAUCGGCGUCCUCCUGGCCUACGUCGUCGGCGGCUACCUCCCGUGGAACAUCGCCUCGGCCAUCCUCUCCCUCAUGUGCUUCCUCAACUUCCUCAUCCAGCUCCUGGCGCCCGAGUCCCCCGCCUGGCUCUACAAACGCGGCCGCCCCGACGCCUCCACCCGGAGCCUCCAGAAACUCGGCCGGAGUCCCGAGGGAAUCGCCCGCGAGCUGGAGAUGCUCCGCCUCUCCUCCAAGGAACAGUCCGAGAAGUUCCAGCUCAGGGUCUUCCUCGAGCCCACCGUCUGGAAGCCCUUCCUCAUCCUGUCCUUCUACCACUUCCUCCAGGCGGCCACCGGCGUCUACCACUUCAUGUACUACACUCUCGACUUCAUCGAGCGGCUGGGCACGACCUACGAUCCCUUGACCGUCUCGCUCAUCUUGUCCGUCAUCCGGGUCGUCAUCAACGCUACCCUGGGGAUGUGGAUCACGGCGCGGAUGAGCCGGCGCUUGGCGACGGUGAUCUCGUCCGUGGGGAUGUGCGCGUCCCUGAUAGGGAUGGGCGUGUGGGAGCACGUCUACCGCGACACGCCGGUCGGCGCCCGCAACUACGACUGGCUCCCGAUCGUCCUACUCAACUUGUACAUCAUCUUCGGGAUCAUCGGCGUCACGACGCUGCCCUGGUUGAUGUCGGGCGAGGUGUUCCCACUCCGGGUCCGCGGGUCGAUGUCCGGCGCCGUCUUCGUCGUCGCCACCGGGAGUAUGUUCGUCUUCAUCAAGAGCUACGAUUGGUCCAUCGAGACCCUCGGGAUGUCCGGCUUGCUCUUCACCUUCGCCGCCAUGUCCUUCCUCGGCAUCUUCCUCGGGGCGUUCUUCUUGCCCGAGACGCAGAACAAGACUUUGUACGAGAUCGAGCGAGGUUUUAUGUCUAAGAGCAAGAGGGUCGCCACUGAGUGGACGGUCCAGAAACCGGACAUCAAUGAAGAGGCUCAGAGGGAGAUGGCGUCUGGUCAGGGUUGAAAUUUCGGCCUGGCGCAUGGUGGAUCGAGUCAAUUAGAGAGGUUGGAUAUAGAAUUUGCGACAAGAACUGUGGAUUUUUAUGUUUAUUUCGUCACAUUUUAAAGUUCAAGGGGUGCUACUAUAAGAAAAUUUCACGAUGAAACCAACGAAACCACUUUUUGAACCUUAAAGUUGUGUAUAAACGGAGUUAUAAGCGUUUAAAGGUUCCAAACUUUGUCCGACCUCUCCGAUUGACUCGAUCCACUGUAUGGCGCACUGUCAUGAUAAGGAAGACCGCCGUAUAAACCUCCAGAUGCUAUCAAGUUUCCUUUCAUUGAAUGUAAAUUUUUGGGGUAACGUGUGAACAUCUGUUUUGAAAUUCCUCCAAGAAUGUUAUUGGUACUUUACUUAAGAGUGUCUGAAAAUUUUGAGGAAAAUUGUUCAUCAUUUUUCUGUAGAGUGAAUGUUUUAUUUGGGUGAAUUUGGCAGCGUGAGACUUCUCAUACGGCGCUAUUCCUUGGCACAGCAAUGUAAGCACGGGUUCUUCUUUGUCCUUUAGUGCGUAUAAUUAUAGACUGAUUAUUUUAUUAGUUACAUCGACAUUAAGCAUAGCGCUGCUUAUGGAAAUUGAGAGACAAUAACUGACGUCCAAACACCAACAUUCAUUCUUUAUGUCGAGUAUGUCAAAGGGAGGAAUCUAAACAGAAUCAGCCGAAAUGCAUUUGAAAUUGCCUCUCUCUCUCCCCUUUCUUAUUUUUUUUUUCAGAGAAAUUCACCCACUUAACUCCAUUGAGCUCCCCCUGAAUUUCUCCCUGUGUGUGAAGCAUAUGAUCAUAAAAUGCUCAGGCAGAAUAUUCGCUUCGUUUCCUUGUAGAAAAAUUAAAUAUUAGUAGAAAUUAAGCAACGUCUAAUGUAAUUGAGCGAAUUCUAACUAUUCCUGCACUGAAACAAACGGACGAGAGUCUGAACUGAUGCUUUUACAUUAGAAAGACACGUUUCUCGAUCGAUAUUGGGUAUUUAUUUGUUGGAUAAUAUUUAAGAAACUACUUAAUGAGUGUCACUUCUCAAAUACUUUGGUGAUUUUUGCUGUCUUCAUCAAGAUUACUGUUCGUAAGAUCUGUCAAUAGUUUAUAAGUCCGCAAACUUUUCAAAGUUGAUUUAAUGAAUUUCGUGAAAUUUUAGGCAUUAUGUGAAAAAAAAUGUUAAAUAUUUAUUUAUCAUAACUGUGAGCGGGUAGACGCCAUUUGAUGUAACAUUCCCCUUGCAUUCUGACGUUUUAGAUUGCUUGAAGUCGAUUUGAAUUGAUUAAUUUACCUUAAAAUACGAACAUACAUUUUUAAAUCCAGAUUAUUAUAGUUUCCAAUGUACUCACCAUAAUUUGCAUGAAAUUUUUAUGAAAAAUUCUGCACUAAAGUUCUUCAAUUCUUAUUAACAAUAAGAUCCAUGUCUUAGUUUGUAAUCCUUUGUUGAAAUGCUCUCCUAGCGAGAAAUGCAUACCGUCUACUAUUCCAGACCGGAGGUGUAAUGUAAUUAAUCUCGCAAUGUUUCUGUAUGCAUGUUUGUUAUUCUAGUCAAACUCCGAUGUAAAAACUGCGGCGAUGCACAAUCCCGAGAAGAGAAGAAAUAUUUUUUUCGCAAUUUUUUUCGUAAUCUCGCUCCAUUUUUUCACCUCUCACCUACUCACAUACUUAGAACAAAUAUUUUAAAAGUCCCUUGAGGCUGUAAAACAAAUUAUUCGCACAUACUUGUUUUUUUUACAAUCUCAGUUCCGUAUCCAUGUACUCUGAGGUUUUGCAUUCGAUUAUCGCAACUACAAUUUGCAAAACUUACCAAUAUACACAACUACUUACAUACGAGGGGCUUAGAGGCUAAGGCGCAAAAGUGCAGUUUCUGAGAAAAUUGAGAUACAAUAAUUGAGAUAAAUUUAAAAGAAAGUAGUCAUAAUGAUAAGAGAGAUAUGAGACAUAAUAGCCCGAAUGCAGACAACAAUAGAAACACAUCAAAAUACAAAAAACAAAUGUGUAUAUAGGCUAAGGAGAAAUCAAACAAACCAGAACGCUCCGGACCAAUUACAUGCCCAUUCUCAACUGGAACAGAGGCUAAAAAAUGUAAAAAUUAAAACGAGGAAACAGAAAAACAGGUGAUGUGAUGAGCUCAAUCCAUCUAUGUCAGCUCUGAAGUUGCAUAAUUCACCUCUAUUCUUGACGAUGUUUAUCAUCUCCAACACACCUCUGGCAAAGUCCCGGGACUCAACAGCUAAAAUUUUGGGCGAAUAAAAAUCAAAAUGGUGCCCCAAUUCAUCUUCAUGUUGGGGUAGAGCUGCCUUUUCUUGCCGGUUGUACAUAUGACCGUGCAGCCGUUUCCUCAAGAGUUGGGAAGUCAUGAUGCAUAUUCUGUGAAAAAUUCGCUCCCAAAUUCCAAUUUUUAAGCAUCAGAAAGUCAGUUUGAAAUUUCUCACUGCGUAAAGAUCCAUAGAAUUUCGAAACUUCAAACACGUAUUUUUCGGAAUAGCAAAAACUGCACUCAUGAGCCUUGUCCUCCAAGCCCCUAAAAUGUAUCUCUAUCAGUCAUAAUUCUCUACCGCCGAUUUUUGGCUCUCUUUCCCCGUUAGUUAUGAUGUAUAAACACAACAAAAGGAGCGCAAAUAUUCUUAAUCUGUUAGGAUGCCUCUCAAGGAUCUGAGAGUUGCCAAUUGUAGCGAUAAUUUACCUGUUUAUCCAACAAUUAAUGAAGAGUGAAAACUUAACCCUAAAAGUAAGAAGAAUUUUGCAACAUUGUGUGAUAGAGGAGUAUAGGAGAUUAAACCGAAGAGCGUGACUGUUUUCACGGUUUUUCUCAGGUGUUUUUCUAUUUACAGUCUUUCAGAUAAUUUAAUAUUUAUUUAGAGGAUAUUUUGCUGGUGGAAAAUAUUUAUCUAGAUAUGAAACUCAACCGCACAGCCAGUGAGCGGACAAUGAGAAAGAAUAUUGUAUUGGCAGAGAGAGGAAGCUGAUGAAAUUCAUACUUAUACUAUACCUCUCUCUUAAUGGCACAUUAAAAAGAGCAUUAAUUCGCACUACGAUAUUUAGAUUUUUUUCGUCACUGUAUUGAAUUUUAUGUAUUCUUACCUCGAGUGAGCGCUUAAUAUGAGAUUUGCAGUCUAAUCUGAUCUCCAUAUCGAAUCAUCUCAAACAACUCUAUGAAUAUUCUGCGAAUAAACUCAUCUUUGUUUAC